UUGCCGUGGGGAAAUCUCUAAACAUAUCGGCGCCUGAUCCUCUUCUCUUUCGACAAUCUCCUGAUUAUUAUUAAAAAGAAAGAAAGAAAGAAAGAAAAGAAACAAAUGGCCAGAAUAGCAGCAGUAGCUACUGCUUGCUCUCACUUCAUUCCAUCCAAGCUCGCCAUUUCUACCACUACUACUCUUCGACUCUCCAAACCGUCUCUUCAACUCCAAUGGUCGCUACAUUCGAACUCUCUAUUGUUCAAGAGGAGGCUGUCGUCGACGGCGAGAAUAGCUAUGAGCCUGAAAGCCGGCAUCGUCGGCCUCCCCAAUGUCGGCAAAUCCACUCUCUUCAACUCCGUCGUUGAGAAUGGAAAGGCUCAGGCUGCCAAUUUCCCAUUCUGCACAAUUGAACCUAAUGUGGGGAAAGUAGCUGUUCCUGAUCCACGUCUUCAUGUUCUUUCUCAUCUUAGCAAAUCCCAGCGAGCCGUUCCCACAUCUAUUGAGUUUGUUGAUAUUGCUGGCCUUGUCAAGGGAGCCAGUCAAGGGGAGGGUUUGGGUAAUAAGUUCUUAUCACACAUUCGUGAAGUCGAUUCCAUACUUCAGGUUGUUCGCUGUUUUGAGGAUAAUGAUGUUGUUCAUGUGAAUGGGAAAGUUGACCCAAUGUCAGAUGUUGAUGUCAUCAACUUGGAGUUGGUUUUCUCAGAUUUGGAUCAGUUAAGCAUGCUUACUUGUUGCUUACAAGAAGUACAGAUUGAGAAGAGAAUGGAGAAACUCAAAAAAGGGAAAGCUAAGGAUUCACAAUCCAAAGUGAAGGAAGAAGCAGAGAAGUCUGCUCUGGAAAAAAUUCAGCAGGCACUAAUGGAUGGAAAACCUGCACGAUCAGUUUCUUUAACAGAUUUUGAAAAAGAUGCUGUAAAGCAUCUUUGUUUGCUUACAAUGAAACCAGUCAUAUAUGUUGCUAAUGUAGCUGAAUCCGAUCUAUCUGCGCCAGAAAGUAACCCUUAUGUUGCAGAAGUGAAGAAAUUGGCUUCUGAGUUGCAGUCUGGGCUAGUAACUGUUUCAGCACAGGUUGAAUCAGAGCUUACAGAGCUUCCACUUGAAGAAAGGACGGAGUAUUUAGCAUCACUUGGCGUCAAGGAAAGUGGCUUAGGAAAUCUUAUUAGGGAGACCUAUGGACUUUUAGGUUUGCGUACAUACUUCACGUCAGGUGAAAAGGAAACCAAAGCAUGGACCAUACUAUCAGGAAUGACUGCACCCCAAGCUGCUGGGGUUAUUCAUUCUGACUUUGAGAAGGGUUUCAUAAGAGCUGAGACGGUUGGUUAUGAUGAUUUUGUUGCUGUCGGUUCGUUUGGAGCUGCAAGAGAGAAGGGUCUUCUGAGACUAGAAGGGAAAGAUUAUAUUGUACAAGAAGGGGAUGUCAUGUUGUUCAGGUUCAAUGUCUGAACGGUAUACUAAUCAGAUUCUGGAACUGCAUAUAUAUAUAUUUUUGGAAUCCUCACGAAUGAUGCAUGCAAUAGUUCAAGAAUACACUUAUGUGGGAUGGACUAUUGUUGUGUUAGAGAUAGACAUGUGAACUCCUGGUAAGUUAUACACUUACAAUUUUGGUCGAGGAGAAAGAUCCAUGGUGCAUGUAGUUGGUCUUGUGGUUGCAAGUGAAAAUUGAUGCAAUUUCGGAAGUA
Messenger RNA from Coffea arabica (coffee), 1664 nucleotides. RefSeq lists its product as uncharacterized. Lineage: Eukaryota; Viridiplantae; Streptophyta; Magnoliopsida; Gentianales; Rubiaceae. The record is from RefSeq and is a predicted model, not a curated record. Gene Ontology annotation, cellular component: cytoplasm. Gene Ontology annotation, molecular function: GTP binding; ATP binding; ATP hydrolysis activity.